This is a messenger RNA of Colletotrichum spaethianum, 1296 nucleotides long. Its product is annotated as protein SGT1 A. NCBI's taxonomy places the organism in Eukaryota, Fungi, Ascomycota, Sordariomycetes, Glomerellales, Glomerellaceae. The transcript has 2 exons. Bases 1 to 1296 code for a protein of 431 amino acids. Gene Ontology annotation, molecular function: protein-folding chaperone binding. The record is from RefSeq and is a predicted model, not a curated record. Gene Ontology annotation, biological process: protein stabilization.
AUGUCCGAAUACACGGCCGGCCAGGCGGGCAUGGACGCCGUCGAAGCUAAGGACUGGCCCCUUGCCAUCGAAAAGCUGUCCGCGGCCCUCAAGUCGACAAAGUCGCCCAAGUGGCUCAUCGGUCGCUCCAAGGCCUACAUCGGCACCAAGGACUACCGCCGCGCCCUCCGCGACGCCGAGCUCGCCUACGCGGCGGCUGCCGCCCGCGGUAACCGCGCCUUUAUCACCGAUGCUCAGUACCGCCGCGCCGUUGCGCACUUCCGCCUCGGGGAGCUUGCCAACGCGGACGCCUGCGCGACCUGGGCGCAGCGCCUGUCCGAGGGCAAGACUAUGUCCCUGCCGGAGUGGAAGGAGCCCAAGGUCGACAGCCGUGGCUUCGCGACGGCUACCAAGAAGGAGCUGACGGACGAGAUGACUGCGGUGCGGGCGACGGAGGAUCCGGCCACGAGCAAGUAUGGCGCGCUGUGGAACUCGACGUGCGCUCUGCGGUUGCAGAUCCUCGUUGGACUGGAGAAGCUCGCCGAGGACGAUGAGAAGAGGAAGGUUACGGUAAAGUACGACCCGGGGGUCUCGCUGGACGCGCCCGAAGAGGAGGAGGAAGAGAUCACCAAGGAGGAGGUCAAGGCCGCGGCCGCGGCUGCAGUCAAGAAGCCCGAGGUCCAGAAGGAUGUGCGCGUCGACUUCUUCCAGAGCAACGCCACCAUGUCGGUGUCGGUGUUUGCCAAGAACAUCCCCAAGGACGAGUUCAAAGUUGAGUAUGACGAUCAAGAGAUCCGCAUGACGCACAUCCCCGGCCACGAACCCUGGUACCCGAUCCCCCUCUGGGGCCAGAUUGACCCCGCGGGCUCCAAGCACACAGUCACCGCGAACAAGAUUGAGUUCUCCCUCAAGAAGCUCGAGGCAGGAAAAUGGCCUACCCUCAAGCGCUCCCCGGACACCGCCCCCGCGGCGCCCAAGACCGCGGCACCCGCUCCGACGCCCGCUGAGCCUUCAGCACCCACAGCCCAGAAGCCCGCUGCCACCACCACCAGCGGCCCCGCCUAUCCGACAUCAUCCAAGUCUGGCCCCAAGAACUGGGACAAGCUCGAGGGUAUCGACGAUGAGGACGAGCGCGAUAUCAACGCCUUCUUCAAGACGCUGUACAAGGGCGCCACCCCCGAGCAGCAGCGCGCCAUGAUGAAGAGCUUCACCGAGAGCAACGGCACCGCCCUCAGCACCGACUGGGACGACGUCAAGAGCCGCAAGGUCGACACCGUGCCCCCUGAGGGCGUCGAGGCUAAGAAGUGGGACUCUUAG